CCGGCGGGACCUGGACAAGAGCGACUGGGUAACUGCAAAUUGGGUGAGCCAUGGCUGGCCUGGUGGACUUUCAAGAUGAGGAGCAGGUGAAGUCGUUUCUGGAGAAUAUGGAGGUGGAGUGCAACUAUCAGUGCUACCACGAGAAAGACCCGGACGGUUGUUAUCGGCUAGUAGACUAUUUGGAAGGGAUCCAGAAGAAUUUUCAUGAGGCUGCCAAGGUCUUGAAGUUCAACUGUGAAGAGAACAAACACAGUGAUAGCUGCUACAAACUGGGGGCCUAUUAUGUGACUGGAAAAGGCGGACUGACCCAGGACCUGAAAGUUGCUUCCAGCUGCUUUCUGAUGGCAUGUGAGAAGCCUGGGAAGAAGUCCGUGGAGGCAUGUCACAAUGUUGGUCUCCUGGCACAUGAUGGGCAGGUCAACGAUGAUGGCAAGCCCGAUCUGAGGAAGGCCAGAGACUAUUAUACAAGGGCCUGUGAUGGCAGCUAUGCCCCUAGCUGUUUCAACCUCAGUGCCAUGUUUCUGCAGGGCGCUCCCGGCUUUCCCAAGGACAUGAGCCUAGCAUGCCAAUACUCGAUGAAAGCCUGUGACCUGGGCCAUGUCUGGGCUUGUGCCAAUGCCAGCCGCAUGUACAAGCUGGGGGAUGGUGUGGAAAAGGACGAAGCCAAGGCCGAGGCACUAAAAAAUCGGGCCCUGCAGCUACAAAAAGAACAGCAGAAAAACAUCCAACCUUUAACAUUUGGGUAGUGUGGCCCACCCUGGUGCAACAGACGCUGGCACCCCCCAGUCCUGAUGCACCCCUGAGAGGUCAACCUGCUGGAGCAGAAAGACUUGAGACUUGAUAUUCUCGUAGCCCUGGUUACGUAUACCUGUUGCCCUAAAGUGUCACCGAUUGGGAUAUAGCCUGAAGCGUUUAUUUCAUUAACUGGUGUGUUCUGUGAAGAGACCGACAUUAAUGGGGUCUUAGAUCUCAAACUCUUAAACAGCUCUGUGAAAAAACAGCAAAC
Pteronotus mesoamericanus is the source of this 1006-nucleotide messenger RNA. RefSeq names its product cytochrome c oxidase assembly factor 7. The transcript is spliced from 3 exons. Gene Ontology annotation, cellular component: mitochondrial intermembrane space. The record is from RefSeq and is a predicted model, not a curated record. The coding region runs from base 51 to 746 and encodes 231 amino acids. Gene Ontology annotation, molecular function: protein binding. Lineage: Eukaryota; Metazoa; Chordata; Mammalia; Chiroptera; Mormoopidae.